Messenger RNA from Leishmania mexicana MHOM/GT/2001/U1103, 306 nucleotides. RefSeq lists its product as hypothetical. Lineage: Eukaryota; Euglenozoa; Kinetoplastea; Trypanosomatida; Trypanosomatidae. The transcript has a single exon. The coding region runs from base 1 to 306 and encodes 101 amino acids. The record is from RefSeq and is a predicted model, not a curated record.
AUGAGGAUUACAAUCACGACAAAAAUGGUAGGCUUGUCGGUGUUUGAUUCCACGACCGAGUACGAUGCGAAUGAUCAAUUGUACGCUGUUGUCGAUCAAAUAAAACGGCGCCAUGGGUCAACCGUUUCACAGAUCCGAUUAUGGAAGUCGAAAGUGGAGCCGACAGUGAUUCUGCGUGAUCAUCUGCAGCCGCUGUCAAACAUUUUCGGCGGCGAAGAGCAAGGUAGUGAGUCUUCUGCGCACCACUGCAUUUACUACGACUUCAGCCCUCGAGAAAGCAAGUGCGCUAUUCUCAAUGUAAAUUAG